AUGGCCAGGUCCAGUUGGAUCUCCCCCCUGGUGGGGUUCGUUCUCCUGGGCCUCUCAGCCCACCCAAGGCUGGAGAAAACGUUCUUUGUGCUCAUCCUGCUCAUGUACCUGGUGAUCCUGCUGGGCAACGGGGUCCUCAUCCUGGUGACCAUCCUUGACUCCCGCUUACACAAGCCCAUGUACUUCUUCCUGAGGAACCUCUCCUUCCUGGACAUCUGCUACACAGCCUCCUCAGUCCCCCUCAUCCUUGAUAGCUUCCUGACCCCCAGGAAAACCAUCUCCUUCUCAUCUUGUUUUGGGCAGAUGUUCCUCUCCUUUGCCAUGGGAACCACAGAGUAUGUGCUCCUGAGCAUGAUGGCGUUUGAUCGCUCCGUGGCCAUCUGCAACCCCCUGAGGUACUCUGUGGUCAUGAGCAAGGCUGCCUAUUUGCCCAUGGCCAGCUCCUGGGCAGCUGGUAUCAUCAACACUGUGGUCCAAACAUCCCUUGCAAUACGACUGCCCCUCUGUGGGGACAACAUCAUCAACCACUUCACCUGUGAGAUCCUGGCUGUCCUGAAGUUGGCCUGUGCUGACAUCUCCAUCAGUGUGACCAGUCUGAGGAUAACAAUUAUUAUCUUCCUGGGCAUCCCAGUUCUGUUCAUCAUUUUCUCCUCUGUGUUCAUCAUUGCUACCAUCCUGAGGAUCCCCUCAGCAGAGGGGAGGAAAAAGGCCUUCUCCACCUGCUCUGCCCACCUCACAGUUGUGGUCAUAUUCUAUGGGACCAUUGUCUUUAUGUAUGCCAAACCCAAGUCUAAGGACCCACUGGGGACAAAUAAACAGGACCUUUCAGGCAAGCUCAUCUCCCUCUUCUAUGGGGUGGUGACUCCCAUGCUCAACCCCAUCAUCUACAGCCUAAGGAACAGAGAUGUAAAGGCUGCUGUGAAGAACUUUGUAUGUCAGAAACACCUGAGUAAUGUUGCAUUGUAUAUCUAG
Molecule: messenger RNA, 972 nt
Organism: Eubalaena glacialis (North Atlantic right whale)
Lineage: Eukaryota; Metazoa; Chordata; Mammalia; Artiodactyla; Balaenidae
Product: olfactory receptor 13C7-like
Exons: 1
Coding region: 1-972 (323 amino acids)
Biological process (GO): G protein-coupled receptor signaling pathway
Cellular component (GO): membrane
Molecular function (GO): G protein-coupled receptor activity; olfactory receptor activity
Source: RefSeq, a predicted model, not a curated record